This is a messenger RNA of Didymella exigua CBS 183.55, 746 nucleotides long. RefSeq lists its product as uncharacterized. The transcript has 2 exons. The record is from RefSeq and is a predicted model, not a curated record. The coding region runs from base 316 to 489 and encodes 57 amino acids. Lineage: Eukaryota; Fungi; Ascomycota; Dothideomycetes; Pleosporales; Didymellaceae.
CAGAGGGGGGAGAGCCAGAGGUAUUUAUGCUUUCUCUCCUCUGUCUGUAUUUCUAAGCAGAACGUUCUAGACUCCUCUAGGUGGGUCUACUGCAUCUAUGCUUAGUAUUGCUGUAUAUGCAAGCAAGAUUACGUAGGUGCAUGCGUAAUUGUAUACGUCAGCAUCUUACAGAGUAGGCUACUCUAUUUGUAAGCAGAGGGUCUAGAACAUUUCUAGUUACUAAAAAUAGAGAACAGCAUAUCUUAAGAACGAGAGGAGAUACAGGCUUUGUAAGCACACCAUUCUAAUCCGCUCUUCUUAGAGAUUACAAUAGCAAUGCUUAGCCCAACAAGUGCCUACACCUGGAAAAGAGACUAUCUAAUAGCUAGAAACAGCUAUCUACAAGCUGUCAAAAUAGCUAAACGCGACCAUUGGAACCAAUUCCUAGAGAGAGAGGACCCUAAAUCAAUCUUUAAAGCUAUGGCAUAUACUAGAACUACUUAUAGCUAGAAUAUACCUGCUAUCUAAGGGCUAAGGGGAGUAGAGGAAUCUUUUCAAGGCAAAUGCUCUGCACUAAGGGAAACUCUCUUCCCUAGCCCUCCUGCCUCUAGGCCUAUAGAGUGGGACAACUACCAACCAAGCAACUAGGAAUGGCCUAAUCUUACUAUAGAAGAGCUAGAAUACGCUUGCUCACCACAAAUCUAAAGCAGCUCUCUAGGACUAGACGCCCUAACACAGGAGAUUAUUACUACAGCAUAUAAAGCACA